Molecule: messenger RNA, 1875 nt
Organism: Toxotes jaculatrix (banded archerfish)
Lineage: Eukaryota; Metazoa; Chordata; Actinopteri; Toxotidae
Product: inactive phospholipase D5-like
Exons: 10
Coding region: 1-1875 (624 amino acids)
Molecular function (GO): catalytic activity
Source: RefSeq, a predicted model, not a curated record
AUGGAGCUACGAGGGAUCCGCGGGCCAAUGAGUGGCCAGGACCUGAAGGGUCAGGGGUUAGGGUUCGGCAUCCAGGCUCCCGGGAUUCCAACCAGUUCCAUAAUAACGGCAGUGCAGCAGCAGGACUAUUCAGCCAGCGUCUGGCUUCGCAGGAGGGACAAACUGGAACACUCUCAGCAGAAGUGCAUUGUAAUCUUUGCCUUGGUGUGCUGCUUCGCCGUACUGGUGGCGUUGAUUUUCUCAGCCGUGGACGUCUGGGGAGAAGAUGAAGAUGGGAUCACAGAGGAGAACUGUAGCAAGAACUGCAGAGUGGUGCUUGUUGAGAACAUCCCAGAAGACAUCACCUUCUUAGACAAUGGCACAUCCCACAUCCCUCUCUCAGCAGGGCUGUACAACUUACUGGACCAAGCAAUCCGGGUCGUGGAGAUAGUUUCCCCUCUGUGGCUCCUCAACUCUUCCGAUUAUGAAUCCAGCUUCCAGCCCGCUGCUAGACAGGGCAGGGCUCUGCUGUCCAGGCUGCAGGGGCUCAAAGCCAGAGGAAUCCAGCUGAAGAUUUCCAGCGGCAUGAUCGACUCGACUGAGCUCAGGACUCUCGCCAGACACAAUGCUGAGGUCCACUAUGUGAACAUGACAGCACUGACCAAAGGCCACCUGCUCUCCUCCUUCUGGGUGGUCGACAGGAGACAUUUCUACAUCGGCAGCGCCAGCAUGGACUGGAGAUCCCUGGCCACAAGGAAGGAGCUGGGUGUGUUGGUGUACAACUGCAGCUGUCUGGCUCUGGACCUCCACAGAGUGUUCAGUCUCUACUGGGGGCUCCAAUAUAAAGACUUCAUCCCCUCCUUCUGGUCCAAACGCCUCUUUGCUCUCUUCAACAAGAACACACCUCUGGAGCUCACUCUCAACAGCACCCAGGCUCAGGCCUACGUCUCUAGCUCCCCAGAUGUUUUCAUCCCCAAAUAUCGUAGCAGUGAUCUGGAAGCCAUUUCCUGGGUCAUCCAAGAAGCCCGCCAUUUUAUAUAUAUCUCCAUCAUUGAUUACCUGCCCCUCCUCAACAGCAGUGCCCACAAGUACUGGUCUCAUAUCGACGGCCUUAUCCGGGAGGCUCUGAUCCUGAGGAAGGUGCGAGUCCGACUGCUGAUAAGUUGCUGGGAAAAGACUCAACCACUUACUUUCAACUUUAUCUGGUCCCUGAGGAGUCUGUGUAUGGAGCAGGCCAACUGCUCACUGGAAGCUAAGUUCUUCAACCCCAGAGUGCAGAGGGAUGGCAGUCUCCAAGGAAUAAACCACAACAGGUUUAUGGUGACAGACAGAGCCAUUUAUUUAGGUAACCUUGACUGGGUGGGGAAUGAGUUUACCUUUAAUGCAGGAGCAGGCCUGGUGAUCAGUCAGCCAGAGGGUGUCGAGGAGAGGAACUCCACAGUGGUGGAGCAGCUACGGGCCUCGUUUGACAGGGACUGGUUUUCCCGUUACACCCGCUCCCUGCAGGCCAAUAAGAUCCCUGUAUGCAACAAGCACCAGAUCAACAGGCUGGUGCCAGUAAAGGCCAGUCACUUAGACAAUGGAGCCGUUCCUAUCAGGACAAGCCCACAUGAUGACGGACCUGCACCAAUGAGAAACAGUCACAAAGGUGAAGGGCACACACCAGUCAGAACGAGGUACCAUGAUGACAGACCAAGCAAAAUUAGUCACCAGGACAUCACAAAUGGGCUGGUGCCAAUCAUGGACAGUUACCAAGAGAGGGGACAAGUCAAAGUAAGUCAUCUUGACAACAGACAGGUACAAAUCAAAGGUAAUUACCAUGACAAUCCAAUGGAUCCACCGAGUCAGUCAGCUGAGAGCAGCGGCAGCAGAGAGAUCGCCAAUGGAUCACUGUGA